CUCUUUAAUGUUUUAUAAUUGGAUAAUGAUUAAAGUUUUUGUUGUUAUAUUCCCGAGUGUUGCCAAUUAAACUAUGAGAGGAAGAGGAUAAGGUGCUUCUGAGCAAGAAUCUCCCGACUCUAUUCUUUUUGGGUAAUCCCAAUUGUACAAUACACCAUUACUCAACUAGAGUUUCCCUCGCCUCUUCCCUGCAUAUUUUCUUCACCAUGAACGCCUCAAAGAUGUUGCUCCUCUCUCCACCUCCCACCUCUCUCCUACCACCACAGCGCAACCACAGCAGCAUCCUAUUCAGAAGAGUCUGCCCACAUGCCCCACUCAAGGUGUUUGCCAUGGCCAAAGAGAGCAGCGAAAGAGAUACCACGACCGCAGAGAAAGCAGCCAUAGUUGGCGGAUUGGUCUCUACGCCUGUGAUCGGAUGGUCCCUCUACACCCUCAAGACAACAGGAUGUGGCCUCCCGCCCGGUCCAGGGGGCUCAGUAGGUGCACUAGAAGGCGUGAGCUACCUGGUUGUUGUGGGAAUUGUGGCUUGGUCAUUGUACACCAAGUCCAAAACUGGCUCCGGUCUGCCUAACGGUCCUUUUGGCUUGUUGGGUGCUGUGGAAGGUUUGUCCUACUUGUCAUUGCUUGCCAUUGUGGUUGUGUUCGGGUUGCAGUUCCUCCAGCAGGGUUCUAUCCCCGGGCCACUCCCUAGCGACCAGUGUUUCGGCUGAGGAGGUCUCUCACUUUAGAAUAAUAUUAGAGAUUAUGAAAAAGAUAUCAUGAAAUGUAUUAUGAACAUUUUUUAUCAUUUGAUUAGUAUGUGAUGUUUUAAUAUACGUCUAAUUCAAAUGUGAAAAAUAUUUUAUAAUUAUUUUUAUGAUUUUUUUUUUUAUAAUUCUUAAUAUUACUCCUCACUUUAAUAACAGUACGAAUACAGAAUUUUUUUUUCCAGAAAAAGUAUUCAGAGAAUGAAUUCUAGGAGCAUUGUAUUCGUAUUAGAUGCCGCCAGCAUCGCGGUGUACGGAUUUUAUUUUUUAUUUUCAAAUAUUUGUAACAUUAUUGUUUUGUAUUGGAUAGUGUGGUUUUAGCCACUACAACUCUA
Messenger RNA from Camellia sinensis, 1081 nucleotides. RefSeq names its product anti-muellerian hormone type-2 receptor. The record is from RefSeq and is a predicted model, not a curated record. NCBI's taxonomy places the organism in Eukaryota, Viridiplantae, Streptophyta, Magnoliopsida, Ericales, Theaceae.